Leptinotarsa decemlineata (Colorado potato beetle) is the source of this 2164-nucleotide messenger RNA. RefSeq names its product eukaryotic translation release factor 3 (gene eRF3). NCBI's taxonomy places the organism in Eukaryota, Metazoa, Arthropoda, Insecta, Coleoptera, Chrysomelidae. The record is from RefSeq and is a predicted model, not a curated record. Gene Ontology annotation, molecular function: GTP binding; translation release factor activity; GTPase activity. Gene Ontology annotation, biological process: nuclear-transcribed mRNA catabolic process, deadenylation-dependent decay; translational termination.
GUACCAACGCCGAUUCCUCCGCCGAACGUGUAGAAGUCAAGGAACCUCCACCUAUGCCUCCUGCAGAUGGAGAUGCAUCCCCAAGUGGGGAAGGUGGCACCUGGGAAGACGCCGCUGAUGAUGAUAGUACCUCUGCUUCAGCUCCACCUGUUACAACACCUGAAGGGGAUGAUGAUGAUGAACCCUCAUCAGAGGAAGCUCCUGUUAAAAUCAAGAAAAAAAACAUUGUCAAAGAAAGAGUUGUUGAAGAAAAAAAAGAGCAUGUAAAUGUCGUUUUCAUAGGUCAUGUGGAUGCUGGUAAAAGUACUAUUGGUGGUCAAAUUAUGGCAUUAACAGGCAUGGUGGAUAAGAGAACACUAGAAAAGUAUGAAAGAGAAGCGCGAGAGAAAAGUAGAGAAAGUUGGUAUUUGAGUUGGGCUCUGGAUACCAAUCAGGAAGAACGAGACAAAGGUAAAACGGUCGAGGUGGGUCGUGCCUUUUUUGAAACUGAAAAAAAACAUUUCACCAUUCUUGAUGCUCCCGGACAUAAAAGUUUUGUACCUAAUAUGAUUGGUGGUGCAGCACAAGCAGAUUUGGCGGUACUUGUAAUCUCGGCAAGAAAAGGAGAAUUUGAAACAGGAUUCGACAGAGGUGGGCAAACUAGGGAACAUGCUAUGUUAGCUAAAACAGCAGGAGUAAAACAUUUAGUGGUGCUUGUAAAUAAAAUGGAUGAUCCCACAGUUAACUGGGAUGAAGAAAGAUACAACGAGUGCAAAGACAAAAUUUUGCCGUACCUUAGGAAAUUAGGAUUCAACUAUAAUAAAGAUUUAUUCUUUUUACCUUGUUCUGGGCAAACAGGGCAAGGUUUGAAAGAUAAAGUAGAUGAAAAAAUUUGCCCCUGGUACAGGGGGGAUGCCUUUAUUCCCUUUAUUGAUAAUAUCCCAUCGCUCAAUCGAAAAGCAGACGGACCAUUUAUAAUGCCAAUUGUAGACAAAUAUAAAGAUAUGGGAACUGUGCUGAUGGGCAAGGUUGAAUCAGGUGAAUGUAAAAAAGGACAAACAAUGCUCAUUAUGCCCAAUAGGACACCUGUCACUGUUGAUAUGUUGCUUUCCGAUGAUGAUGAAGUUAAUCGAGUAAUUCCUGGUGAAAACGUCAAAAUAAAAGUAAAGGGUGUUGAGGAAGAAGACGUUAGUCCCGGUUUCGUUUUAUGCGAUUCCAUCAAUCCCAUUCAUACAGGACGAAUUUUUGAUGCUCAGCUUGUAAUUUUAGAACAUAAAUCCAUUAUAUGUGCUGGAUACAGUGCAGUCAUGCAUAUUCAUUGUGCGGCAGAAGAGGUCACCGUUAAAGCCUUAAUUUGUCUAGUUGACAAAAAAACUGGAGAAAAAAGUAAGACUCGUCCAAGGUUUGUUAAACAAGACCAAGUAGCAAUUAUGAGAAUAGAGUGUGCUGGAGUUAUUUGCUUAGAACCUUUCAAAUCUAUGCCACAAAUGGGAAGAUUCACGCUCAGAGACGAAAAUAGGACAAUUGCCAUUGGAAAGGUCCUGAAGCUAGUGGAAUGAAGUGAAUUUCAGCUAGAGAGACUGUUGUAGAUCUUAACAAUUGAUAUUUUAAAUACAAAUAUGAACUGACAGAUACUGGACAUUAUAUCAAUUGAGUUUAAAACAGUAACAAGUGAACACCACACAAUGUUCAAUCUUGAAAGAAUUGUAAACUUGAAAUGUUGACAUUGCUUUACUUUUGUUCUCGCAAAUGUACACGGUGCUGUUUAAUUUGAUUAACAAGUUGUGGCUGACAAUGAAGUGUAAUUAAUAUAUUUAUUAUGGUGUUUUGGUUUGGCUAUUGGUUUUAAUUGUGUAUAUACAUAUCUAUAUAUAUAUCCAGGUCGUUUGAUUUUUAGUUGACUCUUUGAAUAAAGAUAAAAAUUUCUAUUUUCCAAGUCCUUUUUUGUGUGGUGUCUUUUACCAAAUUGUUAAUUGAAGGACAUUUCAGUUUAAGUUGUUUUUUACGUUUAUUGUAAGGUGCUUAAGUAAAGAGGAGGUAUUUUUUGAAUUCUGAACAUAACGUUCAAUUCAGAGAACCCAACUUACAUUUUAUGUUGUCAGAACUAAAUAAAUAUACAUUACUUAAGAGUGCAGAGACAUUAGUGGCUCGUUGAAAUUGUAUAAUGAACAAACAAUAUUUGCCC